GCCUCGAACGCCUCGUCGAACAGGAGCCGGCGACGUCGCCCCCUUCGUCCCCUCCACCGCGCCCACGCCACGAAUCCAUUCCAUUCCCAUUCCUCCCCGCGCCGCGCGCCUCCAUAAUACCGCACCGCCACCCUCCCCCCAUGCCGCAAAGCCAGCAGCCAUUGGGACGAUUUGGCAUUCGAUUCCCAGCCCGGCCCACGCGCCUCGCCCCUCGCGCCUUGUUGGCGCGUGCCCCAGACACCGAGAGAGAAGCGGCGGCGGCGUUUCCCAUGAAGGUGCUGUGCAGCGCCUGCGAGGCGGCGGAGGCGAGCGUCCUCUGCUGCGCCGACGACGCCGCCCUCUGCGCGCGCUGCGACCGCGAGGUCCACGCCGCCAACCGGUUGGCCGGCAAGCACCAGCGCCUGCCCCUCCUCGCCCCCGGCGGCCAAAGCGCCGCCGUGGCGCCGCCCAAGUGCGACAUAUGCCAGGAAUGCGACGCCUACUUCUUCUGCCUCGAGGACCGCGCGCUGCUCUGCCGGAGCUGCGACGUCGCCGUGCACACCGCCAACGCCUUCGUCUCGGCGCACCGCCGCUUCCUGCUCACCGGCGUCCAGGUUGGCCAGGAGCUGGAGGACCCCGCCCCGGAGCAGCCGGAGCCGCCGCCGCCCCCGCCGGCCAAGAGCGACCCGGCCCCGCCGCUUUACGGCGAGGGCGACUUCAGCUGGGCGGCCGGCGUCACCGGGUUCCUCGAGGACUGGGCGGCCGUGAACGAGCAGUUCGGCUCCCCUGCUCCGCGCCAAGCCGAGGCGGGGAGCCGGGCCACGCCGAAGCGGAGCCCGCGGGCGCCGGCUUUCGGUGCCGGCCAGGGCCGCGUCGCCGGCGGGAUCAUGGACUGGCCCCUGGGCGAGUUCUUCCGCGGCGUCAGCGAUUUCAACGGCGGCUUCAGCUUCGGCGAGAGCGGCACCUCCAAGGCCGACAGCGGGAAGCUCGGGGGCAGCGCGGGAGGCUCCCCGUACUACCGCUCGUCGUCGGAGGACCGGGACGCCAAUGAGAUGUUCGGCCAGGUGCCGGAGAUCCAGUGGUCGGUGCCUGAGCUCCCCUCCCCACCGACGGCCUCCGGGCUCCACUGGCAACACGGCGGCGGCCCCGACAGCACGGCCUUCGUGCCGGACAGCUUCCCGACCGCCGCAGGAGCAAAGCGCCAGAGGAAUCGCUAGCGCGGGAUCACCAUGCGCAUGAUUGUUCCGGCAGCUAAUUGCUGUGCUGAGCCAACAUAUUGCAGCUGCUGCAUCCAGGACAGUAGAACACUGACCAGAUCCUGGGUGCGGUGUCAUACUGUCGUCUGAAGCUUCAUUGCCAUGGUGAUGCUUCAACUAAUCUAGCUAGGAACAGAGAAGAUAGUGAGUACUAGCGAGGAUGGUGGUGGUUGAGGUUGACGUUGCAUCGAGCAUCGUCAAUCCGUGGUGACGGUGAGAGUAAUGGGAUUUGAGCUUGUGUGCGUGUUUGGCAGCUGGUGGCGCAUCGAAUCGAACACCGGACGAUGGAAAUGGAACGAUCAAGAAACUGCUAGCCUUUUGAUUUCUCGAUGGAGGUCUGAAACUGAAGCCCAAACAGAUAGCUGGAACAGUGCCAGGAACAGAAGAUUUGAUGCUGAUGCUUCGUUUUCUUGUCCGUUCAAAGCUUGAUCUCAGUGGGUAUGUUCCAUCAGUGGAACAAAUUAAAGACGCUGGCGAUGAUUGUACAUUACCUAUCUAUAUGAGGAUGCUUACCUCACCUUUUCGCUUAGGUGGCAGAGAGAGAACGAGAAGAGAUAAAAUGUUGUUGAGGGUUUAACCGUUUAAGAUUUGAAUGAAUUGAAUAAAUUUGAAUGUCGAAACUUUUGAAAAAA
Messenger RNA from Panicum virgatum (switchgrass), 1867 nucleotides. RefSeq names its product B-box zinc finger protein 22-like. Bases 141 to 1196 code for a protein of 351 amino acids. NCBI's taxonomy places the organism in Eukaryota, Viridiplantae, Streptophyta, Magnoliopsida, Poales, Poaceae. Gene Ontology annotation, biological process: regulation of DNA-templated transcription; photomorphogenesis. Gene Ontology annotation, molecular function: zinc ion binding. The transcript is spliced from 3 exons. Gene Ontology annotation, cellular component: nucleus. The record is from RefSeq and is a predicted model, not a curated record.